Molecule: messenger RNA, 694 nt
Organism: Acyrthosiphon pisum (pea aphid)
Lineage: Eukaryota; Metazoa; Arthropoda; Insecta; Hemiptera; Aphididae
Product: pseudouridine-5'-phosphatase-like
Exons: 3
Coding region: 1-585 (194 amino acids)
Molecular function (GO): phosphatase activity
Source: RefSeq, a predicted model, not a curated record
AUGUUGGUGGGCCUAUCGAAGUCCGCCGCUUUGGAUUACUCGUACUGGACAGUUUCCCGGGCCGGCCUGAGCUCGCCGUCCUGGAGUCUCGUGCUGUCCAUUAUCCGUCCUAUUCUGCGAUGCUGUGAAUCAUAUAUUUUAUGUGAUAUUUCUUUAGGAGUCGAAGAUCUUUUGGAGCAUUUCCAUCGGCACAAUAUACCUAUGGCGUUGACAACGAGUAGUUCGGAGGAGAGUUUCCACAUGAAAACAGAUCAUCUGAAGGACAUAAUCUCUAUAUUCCACCAUGUGGUCACCGGUUCUUCCGACCCGGAAGUAAAAAAUGGCAAACCAGCUCCAGACAUCUUCAAAAUAUGUGCUUCUAGGUUUCCAGGAAACCCUGUGUACAGCAAGUUCUUGGUGUUCGAUGAAUCGCCGAAUGGAGUGACUGCGGCUUUAGCGGCCGGAAUGCAAGUGGUCAUGGUACCCGAUCCCAUUUUGUCAAUAUGGCAUAACAUGUCGACCGCCAACGCUACGUAUGUGUUAAACUCCCUGGAAGAUUUUCGUCCGGAAAUGUUUUCACUACCUCCAUAUUUUACUGGUUCAUGAUUUUUUUUAAGUUUGAGUUUAUAUCUUCGAAAAUAUUACCUUCAUCGAAUAAUAUUGAAUUUAUGCAUUAAAUUUAUUAUCUACGUACAAAUAACAAUAUUUAACUAUU